Molecule: messenger RNA, 1936 nt
Organism: Tarenaya hassleriana
Lineage: Eukaryota; Viridiplantae; Streptophyta; Magnoliopsida; Brassicales; Cleomaceae
Product: RING-H2 finger protein ATL65
Exons: 2
Coding region: 252-1472 (406 amino acids)
Biological process (GO): protein ubiquitination
Molecular function (GO): transferase activity
Source: RefSeq, a predicted model, not a curated record
UUACAUUAAGUAUGCAUGUAGCCAAUUUGGAUUUGGACCGUCAAAUUUGUUGACAAAUGGAAAAUUACAUAAACAACAUAUAUACAUAUAUGAAUUACACAAAAAGUCGGUCUUAAAUUCAUUGUUGCUGACGUGGCACUACCGUUUACCCACAGUCAACCCCCCCGGAAACGUUAAACCCUUUCUUCUCUUUACUCUUUUAGACUCUUCGUUGUCUUUUCCGAGACUCUCUCCCUCUAUCUCCAGCCACCAUGUACUCAGCCGCUCCUCCGCCGAGCUCCGCCGCGAUCUUGCCGGCUCCGUCACCGUCUCCGUCGCCGUCGAUGCGAGUGUCAGAGCCCCUCUCGUCGCAUUCCUCUGAUCUUACCGUCGAAUUCAGCCCGCCGUUGAUCGCCAUGGUUGUGGUCCUCGCCGCUGCGUUUCUCUUCGUGACGUACUCACGUAUCAUCUCUCGCCGCUGUAUCUCCCCACUCUUCCGUCGUAUCCGGCGGUGGCGCUGCCGUCGGCGUCGUCGUCGCCGACUACUCUACCUGUCGUCGUCCUCUGUCACGUCAUCCUCCUCCGACCUCCGAUCGUUUUCCCCUUUCCAUUUCGACUCGUUCCAUUACGCGUCGUACUCGCCUUACGGAUUGGACGACUCAGUGAUCAAGACGUUGCCACUGUUCCUCUACUCCACCGCGGCUUGCGCCGGUGGGAAAUCCGCCGUCUCUGCUGCCGGCGAUUGCCGCGAAUGCGCCGUCUGUUUGUUGGAGUUCGAGGAAGGGGACUAUGUACGGACGCUCCCAUCGUGCACCCACGCUUUCCACUUGGAUUGCAUCGACGAGUGGCUUCGAUCGCAUCCUAACUGCCCACUCUGUCGCGCGGCGAUCCUCGGAUCCCCCGCCACCGAUGUUGCGCCGCCGUCGCCGUUCGUUCCCCUUAUGGCCUCCCGUAUCCGGCCAAGCCUCGACGCGGAGGCGGAUGCGAUCAUCAUCCGCAGCAUUGGCGGACUUCCUCGGCCGGGAACCAUCGACGAUCGGGAGAUCACGCCAGCGUCGGUGGAGGAGCAGUCGCCGGCUAUCGCUUUGAGGUUUCCUCAACUGAAGAGAUCUUACUCCUUCGAAUUCGAGAGGGAAUCAAUCUCGGAGAUGAUCACAACGGAUCCGGCGGCGACAUCGCCGCGGACAUACCGGAGAUCCGCCAGGAAUUUCUGGAACAAGAGAUCGUCGCCGUUCAGCAACCUGAUAUCCAAACCUAGAGUCGUCUCUUUCCGGUACCAGAGAUUCACGAAAUCACCGUUUUUCCGGCGACGAUCGGGAGUGUUCUUCCCGUUAUCAGAGAGGAUACCGGCGACGGGAGGCUCGUUGUCGCGACGGAUGAAGGCGAUGACGAGUCCGAUGAUGAUCUUCCGCACGGCGCCGGAGUUGCCGAGCCGACUGAGAUGCGGCGAUCCGGAGGCGCUGUUGUCGCCGGAGAGAUUGAGGGGGGGAUGAAGAAGGUCGGUCUAGUGACACGUGGACGGUGGAGAUCGAGAAGUGGAAAUGGACGGUGAGAUGGAGACAUGUGAAAAUUUAAUGGAGGAAAAAAAAUAUUGGGAGGGAAAGGAGAAAGGAGGAGGAGAAGAAGAAGAGCAUUAAUGGAGAGUGGGGUGAGGCAUUUAAUGAAUUAAAAUGGAAGACAGAGAAAGAGAGAAAUUCAGAAUCUCAGAGCUCACAAGAUUUCCGUGCAGGCUAUGCAAUUGAUGCACAUACGGGCGAACUUUUUUUUUUCGGUGAAUUGUAAGAAGAUUGUUGUAAUCCAUAGCAGUAUGACUAUCGAAGUUAUUAUAGAAACGAAUUUAAUGUUUGACCCUAAAUUCGUUUAUAUAAUAACUUAUUUAACGUUUUGCCAUAUAAUUUGUAUUUGAUUUAGAUUUUUUUUAUUAUUCUAUCUGAAUAAACUUUUCACUUCAUUUUCA